AUGAACCCUCUUAAGAGCAACAACCAGGCACAGCCCGCUGGCCAGGAGAAGAUGGACCCCGUUGACAAAGUCUUCGACGCUGUCACCAAGAAGUCUGGCCAUGACAUGCCUCGUAGCACGGACGAGAAGAUCACCGAUGCUGGUCGUAACAUGUAUGAGAAGGUCACUGGCAAGAAGGUCAAUCCCAAAAUUUCCAACUGA
Colletotrichum karsti is the source of this 201-nucleotide messenger RNA. RefSeq lists its product as uncharacterized. NCBI's taxonomy places the organism in Eukaryota, Fungi, Ascomycota, Sordariomycetes, Glomerellales, Glomerellaceae. The record is from RefSeq and is a predicted model, not a curated record. The coding region runs from base 1 to 201 and encodes 66 amino acids. The transcript has 3 exons.